Messenger RNA from Aspergillus mulundensis, 3039 nucleotides. Its product is annotated as a-pheromone processing metallopeptidase Ste23. Gene Ontology annotation, biological process: peptide catabolic process. The record is from RefSeq and is a predicted model, not a curated record. The transcript has 2 exons. Gene Ontology annotation, molecular function: metalloendopeptidase activity; metal ion binding. Gene Ontology annotation, cellular component: mitochondrion; cytosol. Lineage: Eukaryota; Fungi; Ascomycota; Eurotiomycetes; Eurotiales; Aspergillaceae. The coding region runs from base 1 to 3039 and encodes 1012 amino acids.
AUGACGAUGAGAACGGCUGAGCGCCUGACGGAGGGGCUGGAGAAGCCUUCUCUGGAUGACCGCUCCUACAGAGUCAUACAGCUGCCUAAUAAGCUGGAGGCUCUGUUGGUUCAUGAUGCAGAGACGGAUAAGGCUGCUGCGGCGAUGGACGUCAACGUCGGGAGCUUCAGUGACCCGGAGGAUUUGCAGGGCCUUGCCCAUGGUCUGGAGCACAUGCUGUUCAUGGGAACUGAAAAGUACCCCGUAGAGAACGCAUACAACCAGUACCUAGCUUCCCACUCCGGUUCGUCUAACGCCUAUACCGCCGGCACCGAGACCAACUAUUUCUUUGAGGUGUCUGCUACAGGUACAUCUGGAGAAUCGAGCGGCCAAGCCACUCCUAACGGAACUGCAAACGGCACAGCAGAGCCCAAAACUGAUGGGCGAUCACCCCUGUAUGGUGCUCUCGAUCGCUUCGCGCAGUUUUUCAUCUCGCCGCUUUUCUUAGAGAACACACUCGACCGCGAGAUGCGGGCGGUAGACUCAGAAAACAAGAAGAACCUCCAGAGUGACCUAUGGCGCUUGAUGCAGCUGAACAAGUCGCUCUCCAACCCAGACCACCCCUAUAACCACUUCUCUACCGGAAAUCUUCAAACAUUAAAGGAGGAGCCGCAGAAACGCGGUGUUGAGAUCCGUAAUGAGUUUAUGAAGUUCUAUGAGAAACACUACUCUGCCAACCGGAUGAAACUGGUGGUGCUGGGCCGCGAAUCGCUGGAUGAGUUGGAGAAGUGGGUGUCGGAGCUGUUUGCCGGUGUCAGUAAUAAGGACCUGCCACAGAACCGGUGGGAUGGCAUUCCCAUCUGGCUACCAGACGACAUGAGUAAACAGAUCUUUGCUAAGCCUGUGAUGGAUUCCCGCUCCGUGGAUAUCUACUUCCCGUUCUUGGACGAGGAGAAGCUGUAUGAGUCGCAACCCAGCCGGUACAUUAGCCAUCUCAUCGGCCAUGAAGGUCCCGGUAGUAUCCUGGCAUAUAUCAAAGCAAAGGGAUGGGCAAAUGGGCUGUCGGCCGGCGUGAUGCCGGUUUGCCCUGGAGCUGCAUUCUUUACGGUUUCUGUCCGUUUGACGCAGGAAGGACUGCAGCAGUAUCAGCAGGUGGUCAAGGUGAUCUUCGAGUACAUUGCGAUGAUCAAGGAACGUGAGCCGGAGGAAUGGAUUUUCGAGGAAAUGAAGAACCUGGCGGAGGUAGAGUUCAAGUUCAAGCAAAAAUCUCCCGCCAGCCGGUUCACCAGCCGCCUGAGCAGCGUCAUGCAGAAGCCACUGCCUCGGGAGUGGCUGCUCAGUGGAUCUCUUCUCAGAAAGUUCGAUCCGGAGGGGAUCAAAAAGGCCUUCUCCUACCUCCGCGAGGACAACUUCAAGUUGAUCGUUGUUGCGCAAGACUAUACUGAGUUAAACACCAAGGAGAAGUGGUACGGAACCGAGUAUAAGGUUGAAGAUGUUCCCAAGGACUUCAUGGAGGGUAUUCAAAAGGCGUUGAAAACCAAUCCGGAAACUCGACUGCCGGAAUUGCACAUGCCGCAUAAGAACGAGUUCGUCCCUACCAGACUUUCCGUGGAGAAGAAGGAUGUGCCGGAGCCCGUGAAGACCCCCAAGCUCAUCCGCCACGAUGACCAUGUCCGUCUUUGGUUCAAGAAGGACGAUCGAUUCUGGGUUCCUAAAGCCACCGUCUUAGUUACUCUGCGCAACCCGCUGGUCUGGGCCACCCCUGCCAAUCUGGUAAAGUCGAAGCUGUACUGUGAGCUUGUUAGAGAUGCGCUCGUUGAGUACUCGUAUGAUGCAGAACUUGCUGGUCUGGAUUACAAUCUGUCCGCUAGCAUUUUUGGUCUCGAUGUCUCCGUUGGAGGAUACAACGACAAGAUGGCCGUGCUUUUGGAGAAGGUUUUCACAAGCAUGCGCGAUCUUGUGAUCAACCCUGACCGCUUCCGGAUCAUCAAGGAGCGCCUAACUCGGGGCUAUAAGAAUGCGGAGUAUCAGCAGCCGUACUACCAGGUUGGCGACUACACUCGGUAUCUGACUGCGGAGCGGGGCUGGCUCAACGAGCAGUACGCCGCCGAGCUCGAGCACGUCGAGGCCGAGGACGUUAAAGCUUUCUUCCCUCAAAUCCUGCGCCAGAACCAUAUCGAGGUUUUGGCCCAUGGUAACAUCUACAAGGAAGAUGCGCUGCGAAUGACUGACACUGUAGAGUCGAUUUUGAACAGCCGGACUCUGCCCCAGUCCCAGUGGUAUGUCAGGCGCAACGUGAUCAUCCCCCCGGGAUCCAACUUCGUCUAUGAACGGCCACUCAAGGACCCGGCCAACGUCAACCACUGUAUCGAGUACUACCUCUUCCUCGGAAACAUCGAUGACGAGAUCCUGCGCUCGAAGCUCCUCCUCUUUGCCCAGAUGACCGAUGAGCCUGCUUUCGAUCAGCUACGAAGCAAGGAGCAGCUCGGAUACGUCGUCUGGAGCGGCGCACGCUAUUCGGCCACUACCAUCGGCUACCGUGUGAUUAUUCAGAGCGAGCGCACUGCUCAGUACCUGGAAUCCCGGAUCGACUCUUUCCUGACCAACUUCGGAAAGACUCUGGAGACGAUGUCAGAGGACGAGUUCGAGGGCCACAAACGCAGCGUCAUUAACAAGAGACUCGAGAAGCUCAAGAACCUUGGCUCCGAGACAUCCCGCUUCUGGACUCACAUCGGUUCUGAAGACUAUGACUUCGUGCAAAACGAGACCGAUGCUGCUCGUGUUCGCGCCCUGACCAAGUCCGAAAUCCUCGACUUCUACAAGGAGAAGAUCGACCCUGCCUCUCCUACUCGAGGCAAGCUUGCGAUCCACUUGAAGGCUCAAAAUGGUGUACCCGCGGAGCCCAAGGAAGGCUCCGAGGAGACUGCUCUUACCAACGGCACUAAAGCCGCAACCUAUGUCACAAACGUCACGGACUUCAAGGCUCGCCUGGCUGUUAGCACUGGGCCUCGCUCCGUCGUUGACCUCAGUGAGCUUGAGGACUUUGAUGCUAAACUUUAG